GAAAUAUAUACGAGCCUUCUUGGAGCCUUCCACUAUAUACAAUCAAAUAAUCUUCAAUAUUCGGUCAUUUACAUCGAUUUGUUGAGCGUAAUCCAAGCCAGGGCGAAAACACAUGAAAAGUAAUAAAAGCCUCCUCAUCUGAAUCCAACAAACCAAUUCGUUAUCAAGAUGUUCAUAGAUCGAUCUACAAAGUUUUAAGAAAAGAAUAUAACAGAGUAUGGAACUUGACCAAAUCUACAAUAUUCUACGAUUCUGUAAUAGGCCAUAUAUGUUUUAAAUUC
Heterotrigona itama is the source of this 281-nucleotide messenger RNA. Lineage: Eukaryota; Metazoa; Arthropoda; Insecta; Hymenoptera; Apidae. The record is from the annotation of a GenBank genome assembly.